Messenger RNA from Fonticula alba, 4806 nucleotides. RefSeq lists its product as hypothetical. Bases 1 to 4740 code for a protein of 1579 amino acids. The transcript is spliced from 9 exons. The record is from RefSeq and is a predicted model, not a curated record. NCBI's taxonomy places the organism in Eukaryota, Rotosphaerida, Fonticulaceae.
AUGCCCGGCCGCUCGUCGGCCGCCCCGGGCCCCGGGAAUGUUGAUCUGGUUGAGUUGGAUCUGCUACCGCGCGGGGCCGGGGCCUUCGAUGGGCUAUCCUUCCGGUCGGUGAACGGCCCGCGGCCAAUUCGACUCCCAGCGCCGGGGUUACGCUCCUCGGCCCUCUACAACCUGGAUGGGUCCUUGGUUCAAAGCCUUCGGGCGGGCAUUCGCGAUGGGUCGCUGCCCCUGCAUGAGCCCGGCCGGGGCGCCAAACGUCGCCGAGGUGGAGCCGAGGACAGUGACGACGACGACGACGACGACGAGGAUGGGCACCAGCCAGGGGAGGAAGAAGAUGACAAGGCGGCGACUUGCCAUCCGGAUGAGGCCGACGAUCUGGCCUCCCUUCCGUGUGACCCCUCCGAUCCGUUUGUCACCAGUGGACGACCCACUCGCGGGUCCCUUCGCCUGUAUCCGAGCCACACCUCCUCCAGCCAUGGGUCCUUCACGCUGUGUACCCCACACCACCCGGCCGAGCACCAAGACCGCACCCACUACACCAAUGCCAGCACCGUGUAUCCGACGCGCUUUCGGCGCUUCGUGUCACAUGGAGAGCCUCCCGAAUAUCUGAUCAACUCCCAGGUCUCGUACGCCCAGUCGCGCCUUGGUCCGGGCGCCGUGCCGGACGACCUGCUGACGUCCCUCGUCACCGAAGCUCUAACCCAGGAGGCGGACCCCUGGCGGGAGGCCAUGCAUGUCGGGAGCUGCAUCGGCUUCUCGCCGUCCGGCCUCGGGGCGACCCUCACUUCGGAGAAUGUCAAAACCGCAAAGCGGCGCCAAGGCCACCACACUUGCGGCCCGGCCGAGGGACUUGAGGCCCUGCACUCGGACCCGAGCCUUUGGCUGGACCAGGGGCUGCUACUGGCUGCUGGCGGCACGCGCGGGGAGGGGGUUCGCCAUGGGCGCUUUGUCAACCUCUACCGGCUGCCGGCCAGUUCGGCUCCGCUCGACCCCCUGCCCGCCCUGUUUCCCGAUCAGGGCGGCUCCCCGGCGGCCAGUACCCUGCGCCACUCGCCGCUGGUGGAUGCCAUCCCCGUCGAGGAGAGUAUCAAUCAGCUCCUGCCGACAUUUGCCUACCAUGAUGCUUUCGGGUUUUUGGCUCGCCACGACCGGCGCAUCAGCUUCGCCGGAGUCGCGCUGCGGACCAGCCCCCUGUGCGAUUGGACCGGCAGGCCGACCCUCUCCGGGCUGAGCUUCAUGGCCAGCGGGGACUUCGAGCUGCCCGGGCCGGGCCGCUGGUCGGAUGCCUGCCUCAGUCCGUGGCCCGGGGCCGGGGACGGCGCGCCGGUUGCCGCGGCGAUUUCCAGCCGCGGAUGUGUCUACCUGCUGGAGGGCCCGACGGCGCUGGCCGGCGGUAGCGCCCAUGCCAGCCCCAAUGUGGCCGCCUGCCGGCAGGUGUUCCAGCUGGCCGGCUCGGCCGAUGCGCUCUACUCCCCGGAUGGGCCGUUCACCUGCGCCUUCGGUUCCCAUCCGCUGGUCUUGGAGGUGGCCAGCUCGCGGGCUCUCUGCCUGGUGGACCUGCGGACGCCGCCGCGCGAGGCGACCGUGCCGUUGUUCAAGCUGUCUGGCCUGUCGGCCGACGCGCCCGGCUCCUCCGGAUCUCGGGCAGCCCGCCACGCUCUCAACACGACGCUCGGCGCCAGCCGCUCAUUGUGGGUCUGUCCGCCACGCAAUCCCGGGGUGGACCUGCGCGAUGCACAGCGGUCUCACCAUCGAAAGCGCCGGGCCGGCCGGCCCGAGGCCAUCUGCCAGCUGGCCAAAACCGGGCCAACCGGGCCCUUCGAAACGCUGAUCCUGACGACGGAGCGCUCGGCUCUGCUGGACCACCGGUAUGGCCGGCGCCCGGUCCUCGAGUGGACCCCGCCCGCCGCCGGGACUUGGGUCUCUGGCACGGCCACCCUCCCUCUUCACAUCCUUGACCGAUCGCUGCCGGGCGAUGUACAUGCCUGUGCCACAUGGAGCCACGCCAGCGGGGAGUUCUCCCUCGCGGCCUUCGAUGGGGCUGAGGUCUUGACGCCCCUCGCUGCCGGGGCCGGCGUUCACCUGCCGGGCGCCAUGUCUCCGUCUGUUGCUGCCGGGGUCCGGCUCCGGACCACGCAUGGCAGCAUCUUUGCCAGUCGGGACCCCUGGCGCGCGGAGUCCCUGGCCGGCUUGUGUGUUGUUCCCCCCUCGCCGGCCGGCCAGCCCGGGGCCCUGGUCAGCUUGAAUCAGUUUGGCGCGAUCACCUUCCACCGGCCGGUGGCGGAGGAGCAUGCGGCCUCCACGCGGUCUCUCCCCCCGGAUGUGCUUCCCGGGCGCCCGCUCGGCAGCUCCCUGCACAAUCCCAUGAUGCCGGCCGAGCCGCCGGUUCCGGCCUUCGCCCUGGAUCUGAGCCUCUACAAGCAGCGCGAUCUGCCUGACACGCCCGAGGGCCAGCGCGUCACCUCCGGCAUGCUGAGCCCGAUCAUGCCGCUGGAGGGCGACGCGGACCGGUACUACUCGCAGCUGGAUGCGCGCACUCUCUUCCAGUACCUCACGAAGGAUUUACGCCGCUCGGACCCCGAGUUGGACCCGCUGUUGCGCGCGCGCGAGCCGUGCGACUGCUUCCUCCUUUCCGGCGACCUGGUGGACCACUAUGUGCGGAAGAUCGCGCGCGCACGGGCCCGCACACGCGAAACCAUCCUUCGGUCGCGCUUUGCCGAUGACAAAAUCCACCUUUCGGAUGCCGAAUGGGCCCAGCUGCUGGAGGCGACCGACACCCAACAGCCGAUCACCCUGCUUGAUGUGGCGGAGACGCUGGAGCUGUAUUGCCGACGCUCGGCAGCGCGGUAUGUGCAGGAUCCCCUGCGCCCGGAGCAGGCCACCCUCUAUGAUCGGAAGGCGCAUGCCUCGUACGGGCGAAACAUUGCCGAGGAGUUGGGUGAGGCGUUUGCCCCCCUGCUGGACCCGUCGGCCAUCGGGCGCGGGGUGCACAGCGUGGCCCUGGCCCUGUGCCAGGCUCUGGCCGAUGGCCGGGUUCAGCUGGCCCUGGCUACUGAGGGGCCGGAUGCCCAGGCCGGGGGUCUUUUGCGUCUCUUCCCCGGGGGCGAGCCCCUUCGGUCCGCGGGACAGGCAGCCUCGGCCGGGGUCUCCGGGCUGGUGUGGUCGACAGCCGCGCAGCCGCUUGGCCCGCUGCCGCCGCAGCUCGAGCCGCUGACCGAUGCGGCCCUUCCUUUGGUGGAUGUGGAAGGGUCGCGACCCUUGCGCCGGGCGGCUCGCCACCGGCAGGAGCAUGUCCGGUGGCUUGCGGCCACCGGAACGCGGUGCGCGGCCGUGGCCGCGGCCCUGGCCCCGGGCAGAAGCACGGCCGCCGGGCCGAUGCAUGCGGAGGACGCGGCCCGGCGCCUUCGCCAGGCGACCAUUGCCCUGGCGCCGCACAACCCGACCCGGCGCUCGCGGCGCAUGGCGGCUCUACUGGCCGAGGAGGGGGGAACGCCCGGGCCCCAGGGACCGAUCGAGUCGGAGGCCCUCCGGGGGGGGACAACCACGGCGGUGGCCACCACGGGAGCCGAGCGUCUGGAGAAUUCGCUCUCCGGUCGGCAGGCCGAGCACGCGGUGCAUAGUUUGCUGGAGCCAGUUCGCCAGCCCACGGCGAAGGUCAACUGGUCGGAGUCCGAGACGGACUCCGAGGAAGAUGCCGCCACGGAUCCCGGCCGGCCGACCGAGCGGCCGGCUCCCCCGGCCGGGGCACGAUACCCGCACCACCAGCGUGCCGGGGCCCUGGCCGAUGCCCUGCGCGGCUUUUGGGACCAGCCGGCUCUGCUGGACGUGGAGUUCGACCAGGCGGCCCUGCGCGGGGGCCCGGGGCAUCUGACCGCGGUCACCGGGCUGGCGACGGAAUUGCCGGUGGCCGUGCCGUCGGCCUCGGCCUCGGCCUCGGCACCGGGGCCCGAUGUGGCCAGGGACCUGGCCCUCGGCGGCUCGGUGGAUCCGGCAGAUGUGGACUACUCCUCGCAGGCGGGGUCCUUCCACUCGUUGGCGGCCGCGGCGGCGCGGGUGUCCGGCGCCCCGCUGGCUUCGCUGCUGUUCGGCGGGCCCGGGCCCGGGGAUGAUGACGGGCACGACUCGCUGGACGAGGAUGACGAGAGUGACUUGGAGUAUGACCGCCAGGCGUCGCAGGUGACGCACAUGCCGCAGGUCCGCCUGUCUUCCCUGCCGGGGGUCGGGGCCGCUCCUGGGGCCCGGGGGUCGUCGUCCCUGGCCACGGCGGGGGGUCGCUUCUCGCUGCCGGUGCUGGGCGGCGGCGGCCACCAGGGUGGCAGUGGCCCGGGCCCGGCGUCGCAGCCCUCGCGCCUGUCGAUCGGCGGCGCGGGAUUCUUGCGCGGCGCGGCGUCCGGCAGCAUGUCGCAGCCGGCGCUCGGCGGGGCCGGCGGUCGGCUCUCCUUCGGGGGGGGGCUCUUCUCGCAGCCGGCCCCCACCGGUGGCUUGGGAGCGUCCUCCCAACGGCCGGGCUUCCAGUCGCAGCCGUCCCUGCGGCAGUCGCUGCCGCCGCUGGCCGGGUCGAUUAAUCCGCUGGCGGAUCCGAGUAGUCAGAAUGACGGUGCGCCGGUGGCGGGCAGUGCUCCGGGCUCCUUGUCGCAGGGGGACCCGGCGCCGCCGGGCGACGCUGGGCCGCGGCGGCUGUCGGCCCUGCCGCGGCUCUCGCUCGGCGGGAGCCAGACCAAAAAGCGUUCGGGAUUUUGACACACGCGCGAGCACGUGUCGCUUUACGGUAUCCGGCGCCGAAAAUGCACCACACAAGCACGACAA